UCGUGUGGUGCAGUGAAUAAGGAGAAUCGCCGCCUGGUCUUCACAGGGUUAAAUUUCACUUUGAGGGGGAGUUACCGAAUCUGCAGUAACAUCAGCGCACUUUCCUCAGAGCUGCCAACAUCCCAGGAAUAAGACCUUCACCGUCAACAUCUCAGAGCCAGAUCCCGGGAAUAUAUAUUGCACUACCGGGCACGCGUCGACUCUGUUGGCAAGCCGCGUUUUCUCUGCCGGCUCGGAGUAUGCGAGCUCCAGGAUCCACUCAAUGUCUUAACUGCGGGCACCGCUGAGCAUGGUCCACUGCUGAGUUGAGCUGUGGUGCACACACUGCAGAGAGGAGAGCAAGAGUGCUUCAACUGAUCCUGUCUUCACACUUUUUUGCACAAGGCUGGCCUCCAAACAUGUCUGCAGAAGUGGAAACCAGCACACCCCCGGUCGAGCAGGCACCUUUUAAGACACCCUCCAAAAAAGAAAAGAAGAAGGCUGCAGCAAGCCCAGAGAAAACAGAUGAGUUCCUCUUAGCCAGGUUCAAAGGUAAUGGAGUUCGCUACAAAGCCAAGUUGAUUGGUGUAGAUGAUGUGCCUGAAGCAAGAGGAGACAAGAUGAGCCAAGACUCCAUGAUGAAACUGAAGGGCAAGGCAGUGGCUGCCCGCUCUCAGGGCAAACACAAGCAGAGAGUCUGGGUGAACAUUUCUCUCUCAGGAAUCACUGUUACUGACGAGAAAACAGGGGCAGCAAUACUGGAGCAUGCAGUAAAUAAGAUCUCCUUCAUCGCUCGGGAUGUCACUGACAGCAGAGCAUUUGGCUAUGUGUGCGGCGCAGAGGGCCAGCACCAGUUCUUCGCCAUUAAAACUGCACAGCAGGCAGAGCCUCUUGUCAUUGACCUGAAGGAUCUUUUCCAGUUAAUCUUCAACAUGAAGAAAAAAGAAGUGGAGGGCUCAAAGAAGGACGAAAACAAUAAAGUGAUGGAGAAUGGCAGCGAAGGCUCACACAAUGACAGAAAAGGAAUUGAACAGCUGGACUUGUUUGGAGACAUGUCAACCCCACCUGACUUAAACUCUCCCUCGGAGUCAGAGGACAUCCUAUUGAUGGAUCUGUCCACUGAGAUAGACAGCAAUCAGAACUGUGUUAAAGGAAACCCCUUCACCUCACCUUCUGUCUGCAGAGCCCCAUCCAGCCUCUCGCCUGAGAACCCCUUCUCUUCUCAAAUCAAUUUCUUCCCCACCCCUAUCCAUGACCCGUUCAGUGAUGACCCAUUUUCCAAAAGCGACGACCAAUCAAUCAGGGACGACUCUGCCCCAGCCAACCACAGCCCUAAUAACUUGUUCAAUGGUGGCCCUAAGAAUGGUGACUCUGACUACUUAGGCCAGCAGUUUGACCAACUCUCCAGCAGGACAGUCAUCCAUGCUCUCAGUAAUGGCCACUGGCCUGUAGAUGACAGAUCUGCAGAAGCCACUAGCUGGUCUCAGAAUACUGUCCCAGUUCAAGAGCAGAACGGACAUGGGAAAGUGAUUCCUAAUCCGUUUGUGGGAGGUCCGGAGAAGAUGCAGCCAGUGCAGAAUGGAGUGAAUCAUGAGAAUGGAGGAAUAGAGUCACCUGUCAAUCAAACCAAGGAUUCAGUCAUUAUAAGCCCUCCACCACUCAACAUGAAAGCCGGGAGGGGCAGGAGGAGUGUAAAGUCCCCUUCCAAUGAAAAGCUCGAGACGGAUCCAUUUGUUUCACAGAGCCAGUCGGAAUCACCACCUCCUCAACCUGAGAACUGCCCUGUCAACUCUGUCAGUCUGUUCAUCCGGAGCCCUUCCUCCACUGACACACUCACAGCUCUUGAAGGUUUGUCUCUACAAGCUCCAACUGCAGUCUCCACUCCUGGAGCGGCUCUGUGGAAUCAGCCCCUCUCCUCCAUCUUCCCCAGCACCACCAGUGUCUCUCAGCCCUUCACUCAAGCCCCUGUCUUCUCCACUUCUCCUGUGCCUGCCUGGGGAAACAUUCCUGGAAGUAUAGGAACUUCAAAUGCUACCCAACAGCUUCCAUCAUGGACCACCACCCCAGUCUCCAAUGGAACCAAUGGGUCCUGGACCCCUCAUUCAACCCUGGGGAACCCCUUCCAGACCAGCGUAUUUCCACCCAGCCUUGUGCCCGAUGGACAGCAGAGCUCCAGUCCCCCUCCACUGGUUCCACCUCGGGCAGUAGCUACCAAAGACGCUCCAAAGGUGGACAGUAAUGCUUUUGUUGACCUGGAUCCUCUAGGAGAAAAGGAGAAGAGAGAUAUAAAGGACAUGUUUAAGGAUUUCCAGAUGGCUAAGCCACCAAACGUGCCAGCAAGGAAAGAGCCACUGAAGAUUGGAGGACAGAACCCAAUCGACAACUCCUUUGGAAAAAAUCUGUUUGACACAUCUGUACCUGCAACUAGUGCUCCUCCCAUAAAGACAGUGGACUUAGAUUCUUUCAGAGAACCAUUUGGAAACCCAUUUGCAUGAUAGCCGGCCACCUUGAUGACUCCAUAGGUUCCAAGUCAAACAAAAAUCACUGAACAAGAUUGAAUUCCACCCCAGAUGUUUCAGCUUUAUAAUGUUGUGGUUGAGCUAAUAGAUACACGACCACCAUUUUUAUGUAUCUUUCCCACUAAAGUGCAUCCUGUUCAAGAGCAGGUCUCUUAGCUCUGAUGUCACAGCCAGUGUCUGACAACCAAAUGAAGUGUGUGCACCCCUCCUAGUUUUAUAAACCACAAUCAUGGACAGGCUAAAAAUAAACCAUCAUCCAGUGCUGGUCUGCUGUUAAAACAUGAUUAAAGCAAACAAACAUGAAUUUGAGUGCAUUGUGUCUCUAAAUGACAACAUGAUGAGGGUGGUUUUACUUUCUGUACUAAAAGCACUCAAAAGCAAAUUUGUUAUUUUCACACCAGUAGACAAGUAAUUGCUGUCUUGUCUGAUGAUUUUUCUUCAUUGCAGUAUUAUUUUGACAUUAUAUGUUUACUUUUCCACAUUUAUGAACAGCUUUAAGGCAUGACUGGUCACUACUGGCAUAUAAACUGAAUAAGAUUACAGAGUUUUUUAAAUAUUAAAUGUCCAAACACAAAACGACACGAUGGACAGCAGAGAGAAAGUGUGUAUAAUAUCAAUAAUGAUGCUCUGAUAUGAUAACUGUGCAAUCACCAUCUAAUGAUCUGCUCUAUACUGGUCACAUGAUACAUAGUGUUCUGGCCUGUUCAUUAUAAAGAGCAACUGACUCUAAUCAACCUGUUUUUGAACUGUAUCCCUUGCAAGAUGUUAUUUACUUAGAUCUGUAUUCAGUGUUCUGUUAUUUGUUAGGUGGUCAGCUUGCGACAUUCACUUAUAUAUACAGUAUAUACUGUCAUUAUGUCAAAAUUGUUGAUUUGACAUUGUAUUUAAUGAAUAAUCUUACAUUGCUACUACUGGCAUGUUGUCAGUGGUACUGCAACUAUAAACAGUCAAAAAUCAUAUCUAUCCAUAGAAUUGGAGGAUGAUGCCUGUAUGAAUUUUAGGCAAUAUUAUUUAAGCAUGUUGUUUUGCGUGUAACGUGAUGAUUCAGAAUGUUUCAGGUAAUAUUUGAGAAAACAUAUUGAUAUGUCUGACUGAUCAAUGAUAUGUUACUACACUGCUCUUUAUUUUUAGUGGUUGCCACCUGACAAAUUAAGUUGAAAAAACAUAUUGCGAGGCUUAAAAGUGCAACAGACAUGCAUUAAUCUCUAAAUUAAUGGUUUAGCAAAAAUAAAAUGUGUACUGUACUGCCUGUACUGGAUGCUAAAACCUCGUCAGAAUGGACUAUAUGAAUAAAUAUCUGCUCUGUUAUGCACUA
Molecule: messenger RNA, 3813 nt
Organism: Carassius carassius (crucian carp)
Lineage: Eukaryota; Metazoa; Chordata; Actinopteri; Cypriniformes; Cyprinidae
Product: disabled homolog 2
Exons: 14
Coding region: 399-2474 (691 amino acids)
Biological process (GO): receptor-mediated endocytosis; positive regulation of endocytosis; negative regulation of canonical Wnt signaling pathway
Cellular component (GO): plasma membrane
Source: RefSeq, a predicted model, not a curated record